AGGAAUGCGCUGGGAAGGGGACCAAAGAACUGGCUGUUUGCGGCCGCCAGGAAAUUCCGUAACACGCGGGGCAGGCAGCAAACAACGCCGCAGCCCCUCUGAAGCUGCCCAGCCCAAAAAACGCCGCGACGUACAAGAUGGAGGUCGCAAAAAGCGUUCCAGCCCCAUCACCCAAUUUAUUCGCGCGCGCCCUGGGCCCGACGGCGUUCGAGGGCCUCGCCGUCGACGUGUCCAUGGAGCCGCUGCCGCGCCGCGCGCCGGCCUCGCCCGACCGCGUCGCGCGCGUGUCGCACGACGUGAGCCCGGCGAACAAGCCGAAGAAGGCAAAUGCUGAGCCGUCACCGAAGAGAAGAAGACCCAACCUCGUCGUCGACGUGGAGCUGGCGAACCGCGAAGCUUUGAGGAGGAAGUCCGUGGAGACCGUGGCCCAGGCCUACGCCUGUGAAGCUGGACUCGAGGUCGACGUGGACAGGGCCAACGCGGUGGCCGCCCAGGCGUCGAAGGACGCGUGCAUCGUCGCGGCGUCUCUACUGAAAAGCGCGCGCCAGAUGCGCUCGAAAUCAGAGGCCGAGGCCUGCGCGCGAAGGGCGGCCAAGCUGCUCGAGGAGGUGCCCAGUCCGCCGCGCCUCCAGGCCGACGCCGAGACGGCUCUCGGGGAGUUGUUGGCGACGUCGGGCCGCUUCGCCGAGGCUACCGUUCGCUACACGACAGCAUUGGCGUUGCGGGAGGCUUGUGCUAGAGAUCUGGGUUCCGACGAGGCGCGCCUCGCCGUCGCGACGGCUCUGACGAACCUCGCGACCACAUUGCAUGCGGUCGGCGACGACAAGGCCGUCCAACUUUUGAGAAGAUCGUGCGCCAUCAAGUUCGAGGUCCUCGGUGGAGACGACCCGCGCGUCGCCAAGGCGCUGCUGCGCCUGGCCACGGCCGUGGCGUCGGACGGCCCCGUCGCCGUCUUCAGUAAGAAGCGCAGCCCCAAGUCGAAGCGCCCCGUCGCCGUCGCUGAAGCUAGGAAACUCCGCGAGCGCGCCGUGGCCAUCCUGACGCAGCGCCUCGGCGCCGACCACGCCGACGUCAGAAAGGCCCGCGCCAAGCUCGCGUCCACCUGAAGUUCUCUCCGCCGCGGGACUCUCUUACGUCAGAGAGUUUAACCCCGCGGCGCCAAGACCAAGCCUGUUGAACCCUGCCCCUGUCUACCUACCCCCGGCGCUGCGCCUCUGUGGUCCGUGUAAGAAGGCGCCGCCUACUA
Messenger RNA from Pelagomonas calceolata, 1246 nucleotides. NCBI's taxonomy places the organism in Eukaryota, Pelagophyceae, Pelagomonadales, Pelagomonadaceae. The record is from the annotation of a GenBank genome assembly.